UAAAGCAAAAUGGCUACCAUUUACAGCACAAGUAAAUUGUGAUUAUUCGGAAGAUGAGCAAACCCAGGAGGAGGGUGACAGUUGAUACCGGGAAGCCUGUCUCAGAGGAAUCAGAAAAGAGGAAGCCCAGCGUCUUUGAACGACUGGGACCAGGAGGUGGACAGAGAAAAUAUGAGGAGAGAGGUGAAAAGUCUAAGAGCCAGAGUCAAAGUUUAUACCUUGAUAAGUGUCGACACUGGCUACUCACAGGAAAUUGUCCAUUUGGUGCCAAGUGCAAGUUUCAACAUGGUCCCUUCAUAGCCAAGAGACCAACAAAGAACCGUAGCGACGACGACGGAGCAGACGAUUUGCGAUUAAAAGUUAAAGGCAGCACAGAAAGACAUCACCCAGAGGGUUCGGUGUCACCUGAGUCUAGGUCAGGGUCAAGGUCACGUCACGAUAAAGAAACCAAAAUCAAAUCUACAGUUGUUGUCAAAAAUACAACUGGUGGAGAUAGCGGAGACGAGGAUUCCGAAAACUCUGACAACUGGGACGCUGAAGUGUUAGAUUACAAGAAAGAGCUUGAACUUGAAAAGAAGCGUCAAGAAAUUCAGCGAGCGCUGAGCCAACUGGCUGCAUCUGAGGGAGAAGAGAGGGAAAAUAUCACCAUUGAAAAAAAGGUGCCCUCCAAAGAAAAAUAUUGUCAAAAUGUACCAGUAUUUACUGCAAGCAAGGUGAUUCAACCGUUUUCCAGUGAUUACUCAGACUCUGACAGCAGUCCAGAGAGAACCAAAGCUUUGCCAAAGAAGUCACCAAAGAAGGUGUCCCCUCCUAGUAAGAAGAAGGGGGACAAGAAGAAGCACAAGCAGAAGUCUCCUGUUGGUAAAACUAAAGGUCCGCUGCGCAGCCCCAGCCCAGCCGACAUGGGGAAACACAAGGAACACAAGAAGAAGUAUGAUACUGAAGAUGAUUCACCACACAAGACCAAGCACAAGAAGAUGAAGAAGAUGGAUAAAAAACUGGAGAGGUCCCCAGAACCAGACCUGCCAAAAUCAAAGAAAAAACACUCACCGCGGAUUGAUAAAUUUCAUUCUGAGAAGCCAUCAAAGGCUGAUAAAAGACUGUUGAGCCCUGAUUUAGGGUCACCAACUGGCAAAAGGUCACAUAGGUCAUGGUCACCAACAUCAAGGUCAAGGUCAAGAUCUAGAUCCAUCACUCCUAUUCCAGCAAAAAAGCAGAAGAACAUUUCUCCCAAAGUGGUAAAAGAAAAGGUUAAAGGUGAAAAGGUCAAACAGAAGAAGAAGAAAGGAAAGAAUAAACUUGGCGGUGAUGGGUCUGCAGCCAGAGAAAGCACGCCACUCAGACUCUCCGCGGGGUCGGAGAACAUGCCACCAAGGUCGAUGUCCCCGGGGUCACCUCGCCGGAAGGAGCCUCCGGAGCGGGAGUUCUUCAAGGGGAUGUUGCACGACAGGGAGGAGGAGAAGAGGGAGUCGGGGAACAGAAAGAACAAAAGAAAGAGGUCCGAGACUCCACCGCAGCGUGAACGUAUGCCUCCAAGUAGGAGUGACAAUGUGGAGAAACGUAAAGGAGGUCAAAGCCAGGAGCGAAAGUUUUCUCGCAAGGAGCAAUACAAUGCUGAUACCGACAGACCAAAGCAUAGUGAUGACCGUGGCAGGCGAGCAUCACCAGAUUCAUUCCGAUCCGAAGACAGAUCACCCACACCUACUCCUCCCAGUCGAAGAAACCAUUCGCCUGAUGAACCUCAAAGGUCAAGGUCAAGGAGAGGCAGGGAUGAUGACUUUGACGUGAAUCGAUCCAGAGACAGGCGUACGCCCGAUGAGCGAAGAAUGGGUAAAGAAUCACGUGAGAGACGGGAUGACCUUGACCCUAGAGGUCAAUCCAGAGAAAAUUAUCGGGAAAGAUACGAACAUGGGGAGGAACAUCGCCGAGAUCCAAGAGAGAGGUUUGAUGAAGGCUUUCAGGAGUUCCCGGAUCGGUACCAGGAACGAUCUAGAUUCCAGGAUGAAAGAGACCAAUAUGAUCCAAGGGAACGACACAGACAUGAUCAAAGUUUUGAGCGAGGUAGAGAUAACCGGCGGGAGAGGUAUGAGGGAAGAGACAGACUGGCGGCAGAUCAAGGCAGAAUGCAUCAAGGAAGGGAAUAUUUUGGUGAUCGCCACCAGGGUAUGCAUGGCAUGGGGCGCGGUGCAGGCAGAGGGCGUGGUGCAUAUGAAGCAGGAAUGCGAGAGAGAGGCUAUGCACAGGACAGACAGGAACAGAUGCGAGGUUACCCUCCAGAGUUUGCUGAUCGACAGAGUCGUCGGUCGGAGUGGGAGGAUCGACGCCGUGGAGAGGUGUUUGGGCAGGGUCGUGACUGGGGGGAAAGACAUGACAUGCCACAUGAUGAGAGGUUUGACAUGAGGCGAGAUGACCACAGAUUUGAUGAGAGAGGUUUCCGUAGAGACGAUGACAGACCAGUUGGUCGAGAUGGAAGACCAUUGAGUCGUGGAAAUGAGGGACGAUCAAUUGAUCGAAACAUGCGGGAUAAUUGGAGGGACAGACCUGAUAUGAGGGAGGACAGGAUUGGAAUGAGAGAUGAACGAAUGAGAGAUAACAGAAUGGAUGAUAGGCGUCGUGAGAGACAUAGUCCAUCACCCUAUGAUAAACGUUACCGGGACGAUAGGUUCCCCCAUGACGAGAGGUUGUUUGGCCGUGAGGACGAAGACAGAAUGAGAGACGAGAGAAUGCCCAUGGAGAGAGGACGGGAUGACAGGAUGCGAGAUGCUGGUGAGAGAGACAGAGAUGUGCGGGGUGGGAUGGACAGAGGAAGAGAUGACAGGGGAAUGAUGGAGAGAGACAGAGGCCCCAUGGACAGAGGGAGAGAUGGGUCUGUGGAUGAGAGAGGGAGGGGGAACCGGGGGCGUGAUGACAGGGGACGGGAGGACAGGAUGGGGCUGGACCGAGGGAGGGAGGAGCGAGGUCCACUAGAUAGAAUGAAAGAGGACCGUGGAUCUUUAGACAGAGGUGAGGACCGUGGAUUCCUGGAUGAACGGAGACGUGAAAGAGGAUUCAGGGAGGACAGAAAGGGUGAGAGAGGAGCUAGAGAUGACAGAGGGUUUAGGGAUGAGGAGGACAGAUUCCGAGAUGAGAGAGGAUUCAGGGAGGACAGUAGAGGAGGUAAAUUUGAGAGAGACUUUAGGGAGGAGAGAGUAGGGAGAGAUGAGAGACAUAGAGAUGAUAGAGAGUUCCGUGGAUCUCGUGGAGAUCCAAGUCCUGAGGAUGAUAGAACACCAGAUCAAAGAAUUAAAGAGGAAAAGGAAGAUCAGGACAAGGUAUCUCGAGAUGGAAGUCCCAAAGAUGAGAGGCCGAGGAGCUCAAGCUCCAAAUCAGAACGUACAAAGGAUAAAAUGUCCAAAGACGAUCGAAAUAGUGAUAAAAGUUCAAAAGACUCUAGAAUGUCUAAAGAUGAAAAGAGUUCAAAAGAUGACCGUUGGAAAGAAGAUCGGUCCAAGGACAAGGGAGAAAGGAGGAGGAGGGAAGAUCGGUCCCCAAGACGGGACAAGGAAGAUCGGUCUCCCAAGAGAGAUGGAAAGAAGGAGGAGAAAGGCAAGUGGCCUCCACGAGAUGGGGAAGAACAGGACAGUGAAGCAGAGAGCGGGGAAGACUUGAAGCAGGAGGAGACUCGCAGCAGAGAUUCCAGGAAACGGGGCCAUGACAAGGAGGAACAGCCACUGUCUCCAAUCCCCAAGCGUCUUCGUGACAUCUCUCCAGCAAGUUCAUCUCGGAGCCGAGGCAGUCACAACAGCAGACGGCAUCCAGACCGAGAGCAACAGCGUUCCCGUCGCCGUGGUGACAGUGGAUCAGACAGGGAAGACAAGUCCGGCAGGAAGGGAAGUGUAGACAGGGAUAAAAAGUCACGGAAAAAGGAUGGUCCGUCCAUUGAUGCUGCAAGCAAGUCCGAAAAAAGUCGUAGUGUCAGUCCCAAACCAAGCAAGGAGAAGAAUGAAGACAAAGCAGAGAAGGGCAAGGCAAGAAGGAGGUCAUUGUCGGGGUCCAGUUCAAGAUCUAAGGAAGGAGCAGCGCCUCCAGAUUCCCAGGAGAAGAAGCCAGAACUGCCUCCAGCGGCACCUCGGAAAGCUGAUGACAACCUGUAUGAUGAAGACAACAUUUCAGCAAUUGUCUCCCUUGGAGGGAAGUCUUCACUAGCAGAUGAUGACAGAGCGUCAGACCACGCCAGUAUCCGGUCAGUGCAGUUCAGCGACUGGUCAGAGGACGACAUGGCUGACAACAUCCUGAACCAAGCCGAGGUAGAGAUUGAGAGAGAGGAGCGGCGCCAGAGAAGUCCGAGUCGGAGCAGUCUUGGUAGUCGAGGAAGUGCCCAUGACAGGAAGUCACAUGCCAGCCAUGAUCACAUGCUGGAAGCCAUUAAAGAAAGAGUACAUGGGGAGUCUAGCAGCAUGAUGGUGGCCUGCGAGGGAGAGGACAGUGGGCAGUGUGUCGGGCAGGACAAAGAUGGACAGUUCGAUGAGGACAUGGAGGCCCUGCCAGAGUACGAGCAGAUCUCUUCAGAUGAAGAUGGCUUCAUGGAAGAUGAUGGUGAAACACAACCAAGUAUAGUAAAUAUCCUGGACAUCGACUGGUCUAGCCUCAAGGAAGAAGCCAAGCCCAAACCCAAAGGUUCUGCCCUCAAGCGGUUCAGCCCUGCCAGUAUAUUCAGCCAGAUAGGGGUCUCACGGUUCCAGCCCUUGGUCACGCUUACAGGAGACUCCCGAGACGAACUAUUUGAGAAGAUCAAGACUGUGUGUCAGAAACAGCUGGAUGAGACCGAGAAGACGGAAAAUGAUGGAGCCGAUAAUAUCAAGGAGAAAACAUCCCAGAAGUUUGUUCUGCAUGACUCAGUAGCAGCCUUCCACUGUGCCGCUCUGCGGAAACUUCGGGAGCGAGCCAGUCUUCUGAAGAACAUCGGCCCCCAUCGCAGAGCACUGUGUGCACGCAAAGAUCUGGAGAUCCGGAGGAGACUUUGUAAAGUUGAUAAGGUGUUUGACCAGAGCCCAGUGUACCCCAGCCACGUGAUGGACACUGAUCUGUCCAAGCUGAGCAUCCAGCUGUUCCGCCAGGGCAGAGACAUCACCCCAGACAAGAAGGAGCCUGAGGCAGAGAUCAAAACAGAGGUGUCAUGUUCAACAUAGAUGCAGAGGGGGAUACCCA
Messenger RNA from Haliotis rubra (blacklip abalone), 5187 nucleotides. RefSeq names its product zinc finger CCCH domain-containing protein 13-like. Gene Ontology annotation, molecular function: metal ion binding. The record is from RefSeq and is a predicted model, not a curated record. NCBI's taxonomy places the organism in Eukaryota, Metazoa, Mollusca, Gastropoda, Lepetellida, Haliotidae. Gene Ontology annotation, cellular component: RNA N6-methyladenosine methyltransferase complex.